Dipodomys ordii (Ord's kangaroo rat) is the source of this 4927-nucleotide messenger RNA. RefSeq names its product intraflagellar transport 172 (gene Ift172). Lineage: Eukaryota; Metazoa; Chordata; Mammalia; Rodentia; Heteromyidae. The coding region runs from base 86 to 4900 and encodes 1604 amino acids. The record is from RefSeq and is a predicted model, not a curated record. Gene Ontology annotation, cellular component: intraciliary transport particle B; ciliary basal body; axoneme. The transcript is spliced from 45 exons. Gene Ontology annotation, molecular function: protein binding. Gene Ontology annotation, biological process: intraciliary transport.
CUCGCGCCGCCGCAGCUUGGCGGGUUGUCCGGGUAACCGCGCGAGUCGUCGGCGUCUGGUAGCAUCUGAGAGACAGGUGUGCGUCAUGCAGUUGAAGCACCUGAGGACCCUGCUGAGCCCUCAGGAUGGAGCUGCAAAGGUCACCUGCAUGGCCUGGUCACAGAACAAUGCCAAAUUUGCUGUCUGCACAGUGGACCGAGUAGUACUACUGUAUGAUGAACAUGGAGAGCGGAGAGAUAAAUUCUCCACCAAACCAGCUGACAUGAAGUAUGGCAGAAAGAGCUACAUGGUAAAGGGCAUGGCAUUUUCCCCUGAUUCCACUAAAAUUGCUAUUGGACAGACUGACAACAUCAUCUAUGUCUACAAGAUUGGAGAAGAUUGGGGUGACAAGAAAGUCAUCUGUAACAAGUUCAUCCAGACGAGUGCUGUGACUUGUUUGCAGUGGCCUGCAGAAUACAUCAUAGUCUUUGGACUGGCUGAAGGCAAGGUACGUUUAGCAAAUACAAAAACUAACAAAUCUUCUACCAUCUACGGGACAGAUUCUUAUGUAGUGGCACUGACAACCAAUUGUUCGGGGAAAGGGAUCCUCUCUGGUCAUGCAGAUGGUACCAUUGUUAGGUAUUUCUUUGAUGAUGAAGGCUCUGGAGAGUCCCAGGUAAUUGUGAAGAACCUAUCCUCAGGGACCCGAGUGGUGCUCAAGUCACACUAUGGCUAUGAGGUAGAAGAGGUGAAGAUCUUGGGAAAGGAACGUUAUUUGGUGGCUCAUACAUCAGAUACACUGUUGCUGGGAGACCUGAACACCAACCGCCUUAGUGAGAUAGCCUGGCAAGGAUCUGGUGGCAAUGAGAAGUAUUUCUUUGAAAAUGAGAAUGUGUGCAUGAUCUUCAAUGCUGGAGAGCUGACUCUGGUGGAAUACGGGAGUAAUGACACGUUGGGUUCUGUGCGCACUGAGUUCAUGAACCCUCACCUCAUCAGUGUCCGUAUUAAUGAGAGGCGCCAGCGAGGAAUGGAAGAUAAUAAGAAAUUGGCUUAUCUUGUUGAUAUUAAGACUAUUGCUGUAGUGGAUCUGAUGGGUGGCUACAACAUUGGUACCAUCAGCCAUGAGAGCCGUGUGGAUUGGUUGGAACUUAAUGAGACUGGGCACAAGCUCCUCUUCAGGGACCGGAAACUUCGUUUACAUCUGUACGACAUUGAAAACUGCUCUAAGACAAUGAUCCUCAACUUCUGCUCCUAUGUGCAGUGGGUUCCAGGAAGUGAUGUGCUGGUAGCUCAGAACCGGAACAGCCUAUGUGUCUGGUACAACAUUGAGGCACCUGAGAGGGUCACCAUGUCCUCUAUAAGGGGUGAUGUUGUUGGUCUGGAGCGGGGCGGGGGAAAGACUGAAGUGAUGGUGACAGAAGGUGUGACUACAGUUGCCUAUACACUGGAUGAGGGCCUUAUCGAGUUUGGAACAGCCAUUGAUGAUGGCAACUAUAUCCGGGCAACAGCCUUCUUGGAAACCCUGGAAAUGACCCCGGAAACAGAGGCAAUGUGGAAAACCUUGAGUAAACUGGCUCUAGAGGCAAGGCAGCUACACAUUGCUGAGAGGUGCUUUUCUGCUUUGGGCCAUGUAGCCAAAGCUCGAUUCCUGCAUGAGACCAAUGAGAUUGCAGAUCAGGUGUCCAGGGAAUAUGGUGGAGAAGGAACAGACUUCUAUCAGGUCCGAGCACGUCUAGCCAUGCUGGAGAAGAACUACAAAUUGGCUGAAAUGAUCUUCUUGGAACAGAAUGCUGUAGAGGAGGCUAUGGACAUGUACCAGGAGCUGCACCGUUGGGAUGAGUGCAUUGCUGUGGCUGAAGCCAAGGGACAUCCAUCCCUGGAGAAGUUACGCCGGGAUUACUACCAGUGGUUGAUGGACACACAGCAAGAGGAGCGUGCAGGUGAACUACAGGAGAGCCAAGGAGAUGGGCUAGCAGCUAUCAGCCUCUACCUUAAAGCUGGACUCCCUGCCAAAGCUGCACGGCUGGUGUUGACCCGAGAGGAAUUGCUAGCCAACACAGAGCUAGUAGAGCACAUUACCACAGCCCUCAUUAAGGGGGAACUGUACGAAAGGGCAGGUGAUCUCUUUGAGAAGAUUCGAAAUCCACAGCGGGCCCUUGAAUGCUAUUGUAAAGGCAACGCAUUCAUGAAAGCGGUGGAGUUGGCUCGAUUGGCCUUCCCAGUAGAGGUGGUGAAACUGGAGGAGGCCUGGGGGGACCAUUUGGUGCAGCAGAAGCAGCUUGAUGCAGCCAUCAAUCACUAUAUUGAAGCCAGGUGCUCCAUUAAAGCAAUUGAGGCUGCCCUGGGUGCCCGCCAAUGGAAGAAGGCAAUUUAUAUAUUAGAUCUACAGGACCGGAACACUGCAUCUAAAUACUAUCCUCGUGUGGCCCAACACUAUGCAUCUCUGCAGGAGUAUGAGAUUGCUGAGGAGCUCUAUACUAAGGGAGACCGGACCAAAGAUGCUAUAGACAUGUACACCCAGGCUGGAAGAUGGGAACAAGCCCACAAGCUGGCAAUGAAGUGUAUGAGACCAGAAGAUGUGUCCGUGCUGUAUAUAACCCAGGCCCAAGAAAUGGAGAAGCAGGGCAAGUACCGUGAGGCUGAAAGGCUGUAUGUGACGGUGGAAGAGCCUGAUCUUGCCAUCUCCAUGUUCAAAAAGCACAAGUUGUAUGAUGAUAUGAUCCGCCUGGUAGGGAAGCACCACCCAGAUCUACUCAGCGACACACACCUUCAUCUAGGCAAGGAGCUGGAGGCUGAAGGCCGACUGCAGGAGGCUGAGUAUCACUACCUUGAAGCCCAGGAAUGGAAGGCAACAGUAAACAUGUACCGAUCCAGUGGACUCUGGGAAGAAGCCUACCGGGUGGCCAAGGCUCAUGGAGGAGCUAAUGCCCACAAACAUGUGGCCUACUUGUGGGCGAAGAGUCUGGGAGGAAAGGCUGCAGUUAGGCUGCUUAACAAGCUGGGACUCCUAGAGGCUGCUGUUGACCAUGCUGCUGACAACUGCUCCUUUGAGUUUGCUUUUGAACUCUCUCGGCUGGCCCUCAAGCACAAAACCCCUGAGAUUCAUCUCAGAUACGCCAUGUACCUAGAGGAUGAGGGUAAAUUUGAAGAAGCUGAAGCUGAAUUCAUCAGAGCUGGUAAACCUAAGGAGGCAGUCCUCAUGUUUGUUCACAACCAGGAUUGGGAGGCAGCUCAGCGUGUGGCCGAGGCCCAUGACCCUGACAGUGUUGCUGAGGUACUUAUAGGGCAGGCCCGUGGAGCCUUGGAGGAAAAAGACUUUCAGAAAGCAGAAGGGCUGCUCCUCCGGGCCCAGAGACCAGGCCUGGCUCUCAAUUAUUAUAAGGAGGCUGGACUGUGGAGUGAUGCUCUGAGGAUCUGCAAAGACUAUAUGCCUGGCCAGCUGGAGGCCCUGCAGGAAGAGUAUGAACGGGAAGCUACCAAAAAAGGGGGCAGAGGUAUGGAGGGACUCGUGGAGCAAGCUCGACAAUGGGAGCAGGCUGGAGAAUAUAGCCGUGCAGUAGACUGCUACCUCAAAGUGCGGGACUCAGGAAGUAGCAGUCUGAUGGAGAAGUGCUGGGUGAAGGCAGCUGAACUCUCCAUCAAGUUUCUGCCUCCCCAGCGCAGUCUGGACGUUGUUCGAGCUGUAGGACCCCAGCUCAUUGGAAUUGGAAAGCACAAUGUAGCUGCAGAGCUUUAUCUGAACCAGAACCUUGUAAAGGAAGCAAUCGAUGCUUUCAUUGAGGGUGAGGAGUGGAACAAGGCCAAGCGAGUGGCUAAGGAGUUAGAUCCCCGGUAUGAAGACUAUGUUGACCAGAAUUAUAAGGAGUUUCUCAAGAACCAGGGCAAAGUGGACUCGUUGGUGGGUGUGGAUGUGGUAGCUGCUUUGGACCUGUAUGUGGAGCAGGGUCAGUGGGACAAGUGCAUUGAAACAGCUACCAAGCAGAAUUACAAGAUUCUGCACAAGUAUGUGGCUUUGUAUGCGACUCAUCUGAUCCGGGAAGGUGGCUAUGCCCAGGCACUGGCCCUCUAUGUGCAGCAUGGAGCCCCUGCCAAUCCACAGAACUUCAACAUUUAUAAAAGGAUCUUCACUGACAUGGUCAGCUCUCCUGGGACCAACAAUGCCGAGGCCUACCAUAGCUGGGCUGAUCUUCGAGAUGUUCUCUUCAACUUGUGUGAAAACCUGGUAAAAUCCAGUGAAGCCAACUCUGUAGCCCAUGAAGAGUUUGAGACAAUGCUGCUGAUUGCUCAUUACUAUGCCACACGCUCUGCAGCCCAGAGCAUCCAUCAGCUGCAAACUGUGGCUGCCAGGCUUUCUAUUUCACUCUUGCGCCACACCCAACUACUACCUGCAGACAAGGCCUUCUAUGAAGCAGGCACUGCUGCCAAGGCAGUUGGCUGGGAGAACAUGGCCUUCAUCUUCCUCAACCGCUUUUUGGAUUUGACUGAUGCAAUUGAAGAAGGGACUCUGGAUGCCCUUGACCACUCAGAUUUUCAGGACACAGACAUUCCCUUUGAGGUGCCACUCCCAGCUAAGCAGCACAUACCGGAGGCCCAGAGAGAAGAGGUUCGAGACUGGGUGCUCACGGUGUCAAUGGACCAGCGUCUGGAGCAAGUUCUACCUCGGGAUGAACGUGGGGCUUAUGAGGCUUCCCUAGUGGCAGCGAGCACUGGAGUCCGGGCACUGCCCUGCCUCAUUACAGGUUACCCCAUCCUGAGGAAUAAAAUUGAAUUUAAGCGGCCAGGGAAGGCUGCUAACAAGGACAACUGGAAUAAGUUUCUCAUGGCCAUCAAGACCUCCCACAGCCCAGUAUGCCAGGAUGUGCUGAAAUUCAUCAGUCAGUGGUGUGGAGGGCUCCCCAGCACUAGCUUUUCCUUUCAGUGAGGAAGAGUCUGGGCCUCUUUCAUUAAA